UGUACUGUAGAACACCUCUUUAACCUGAAGUUUGCAGCAAAAGAACUUAGCAGGAAUUCAAAAAAGUGUGACAAAGAAGAAAAGGCUGAAAAGGCUAAAAUAAAGAAGGCAAUCCAGAAGGGUAAUACGGAAGUUGCAAGAAUACAUGCAGAAAAUGCAAUCCGACAGAAGAAUCAGUCAAUCAACUUCUUGCGCAUGAGCGCCAGAGUAGAUGCGGUAGCAGCAAGAGUACAAACUGCAGUAACAAUGGGCAAGGUAACAAAGUCAAUGGCAGGUGUAGUUAAAUCUAUGGAUGCCACACUGAAGAGCAUGAACCUGGAAAAGAUAUCUGCCUUAAUGGACAAAUUUGAGCACCAGUUUGAAACAUUAGAUGUUCAGACACAACAGAUGGAAGAUACAAUGAGCAGCACUACUACGCUAACAACGCCACAAAAUCAAGUGGAUAUGCUUCUACAGGAAAUGGCAGAUGAAGCAGGUCUUGAUCUGAACAUGGAACUCCCUCAGGGGCAGACAGGUUCUGUUGGCACAAGCGUGGCUUCAGCAGAACAGGAUGAGUUAUCGCAGAGACUGGCCCGCCUACGUGAUCAAGUUUAACUUAAAGAACGAAAGUUGCGGUUCUCUGCAUUCUGUCUAUAACUUAACCCAUCACUACAAUAGGAACGUUUCAUACAGUCUGUCCUGGAUGUUUAAAUAUUUGUACUAUAAUAUAUUUCACUUCUGGCUUGCUAUCCUUUCUAAAAUACAUUAAGUAAUUCAGAAGUAUCAUGCUACUUAAUGUGUUCUCUGUACAGUACAUUUUGAGGCUGGGAGUAUAUUUUUGCAAAUUCUUUUCACAGAAAUGUUGAAAUUCUAAGUCAGCUAAUUUUGGCUUGUUCUUGUUGAAACAAAAACAGACCGCCUUUAAUAUGUAAUAUUUUAAUUAUGGUGUGUAUUUUUUUUAAAUUCUGAAGAAUACAGUUGGAGAAUCUUGUGUGCACUUCAGAUGGUUGUUGCAGUUCACUUCCUUACACAGCAGAAGUCAUGGAACACAGAGAUGGACAGUGUUGUCUGUGUCUUAAAAUGCCUAUUAAAACAGAUUGUUAGACUUGAGUACAUUUUUGGUGUGCUAAAAAUGCAGUAAUUGUGCUACAGCUUAAUGAUCUCAGUUCAAAAACUGGCUACCAAAAGUAGUCUUCAGAUAAAUCUGAAUUUGUAUGGCAUCAUCACUCCAGUUGAGGAGGAAUAAAAUAUAUUUUUAUUUUAAAUAUCUGUUGAUCCCAUUAGAUAUUGUAGCCAUUUACUUUUCUGGAGUACCUUCUGGAGAAGUUGCAAUAUUCAGGUUUCAUCUUGCUCUCUUCCUCCAGUCUUCUGUGGUCUGGGUCACAACAUGGCCUUCAAGCUAAGACAUUCACAUGCUCACUCCUUCCAAGGUACCUUUCAGGUGGAACGCUUAACAGUUUUUCUUGCUUUUGGGAUAUAGUUCAGCAGUCUCUUUCCCCUUCAGAGGUUGAUAGGGAAAUAAAGACCCAUCAACUCAUGGGUUUUAACUGAGGCCCUUACAUUAAGAAACCAAAGCCAGCAUUUCUUUCACCCCUUGCUGCUUCCUACUUCAAGCCUUCCUUAAGACCCUUUCUCUCUCAAAGGCCUCCUUUGUGUCGCUGCAUUUGCCACCUAAGCCUUCUAGGCUAUAAACUCUCUUCCCCAAGUUUACAGGCCCUAGAGCCCUCUCCCCAUCAGAUGCACUCUGUAUGGGAACAACCUACCUGCACUGAAUUGUUGGCCUGCCUUUUUCUCUUAAAUCUAGUCCCCAUUCCCCUACCUGAAAUGGGGGAACAGGAUAGGUUCCUGAUUUAAUCUGAUUUGAACAGGAUGGGUAAGUCCCAAUCCUUGAUAUUAAAGGGGCAUAUUGACCUACUCUUUCUCACUCUAGGUGAGCAAAAUGACUAUAUAUUAUAUUGAAUAAAUGCCUGUUGUUCUUGAACUCUCUUCCAUAUGUUUUGCAAAAACAAGGGUUAUAUUCUGCAUAUGCAUUAAUAAUGUAGUUUGUAAUGUUUUUGUUUAGAUGAAACAGGGUAAGCUGUCCAAACUUUACUUGCACUUACAUUUGCUUUAAACAGAGUACUACCGUUGUCAUCAUCACAUUUCCAAGGUCUCCAUGCAGUUUUUAUUUAAGAAAAUAUUUAUGGAAAUGUAUAGUCAAAGCUAUUUGUGACAUCCUCUGAUAAACAAUGAUGUAUCAAAACCCUUCUACUUUUAAAUUAAAAAUCUCUGCACUUUGUUUCCUAA
Alligator sinensis (Chinese alligator) is the source of this 2265-nucleotide messenger RNA. RefSeq names its product charged multivesicular body protein 1B (gene CHMP1B). The record is from RefSeq and is a predicted model, not a curated record. Gene Ontology annotation, cellular component: multivesicular body; ESCRT III complex. The transcript has 7 exons. Lineage: Eukaryota; Metazoa; Chordata; Crocodylia; Alligatoridae. Gene Ontology annotation, biological process: protein transport; late endosome to vacuole transport; endosome transport via multivesicular body sorting pathway. The annotation marks the transcript as partial.